This is a messenger RNA of Ananas comosus (pineapple), 1674 nucleotides long. RefSeq names its product DEAD-box ATP-dependent RNA helicase 24-like. The record is from RefSeq and is a predicted model, not a curated record. NCBI's taxonomy places the organism in Eukaryota, Viridiplantae, Streptophyta, Magnoliopsida, Poales, Bromeliaceae. Gene Ontology annotation, molecular function: RNA helicase activity; RNA binding; ATP binding.
AUGAGCGAACAGGAUGUCGCAGAUUACAGGAAAAGCUUAGGAAUUCGUGUUUCUGGUUUUGAUGUAUCAAAGCCAAUCAAACUCUUUGAAGAUUGUGGGUUCUCUACUGCUUUGAUGAAUGCUAUUUCCAAGCAGGGCUAUGAAAAGCCAACACCAAUACAGUGCCAAGCUUUACCUAUAGUACUGUCUGGUAGAGAUAUUAUUGGCAUUGCAAAAACAGGUUCCGGAAAAACUGUGGCAUUUGUACUCCCUAUGAUUGUUCACAUUAUGGACCAGCCCGAAAUUGAAAAAGAAAAAGGUCCAAUUGGCAUGAUAUGUGCUCCCACCAGGGAAUUGGCACAUCAAAUAUAUCUAGAAGCCAAGAAGUUUGCGAAGCCUUACGAUCUACGAGUUGCCGCUGUCUAUGGUGGUGUUUCAAAGCAUGACCAAUUUAAAGAUCUUAAAGCAGGUUGUGAAAUAGUUGUUGCUACUCCAGGGAGAUUAAUAGACUUGCUGAAGAUGAAAGCCUUGAAGAUGUUUAGGGCAACUUACCUGGUGCUCGAUGAAGUUGACCGGAUGUUUGACCUUGGGUUCGAGCCGCAAAUACCUAUCGUUGGCCAAAUCAGACCGGACCAACAGACACUUCUUUUCUCUGCGACCAUGCCGUAUAAAGUCGAGCACUUAGCUAGAGAAAUUCUUGUAGAUCCUUUUAGGGUUACCGUCGGUGAGGUUGGAUGGGCCAACGAAGACAUCGCCCAACUUGUCCACGUAAUUCCUUCUGAUUCUAAGAAGAUGCCUCGGCUGCUUGAGAAGUUGCCGUCAUUGAUUGAUGAUGGGGAUGUUCUUGUCUUUGCGUUGAAAAAGGUAACAGUAGAUGAAAUCGAAAGCCAGCUGGUUCAGAAAGGGUUCAAGGUCGCGGCACUGCAUGGGGACAAAGACCAGGCCUCUCGAAUGGACACCUUGCAGAAGUUCAAAUCGGGGAUUUACCAUGUUCUAGUUGCAACUGAUGUUGCCACUCGUGGGCUAGACAUAAAGUCGAUAAAGUCAGUUGUUAACUAUGAUAUUUCAAAAGACAUGGACAUGCACAUCCAUCGUAUAGGGAGAACUGGCCGUGCUGGUGAUAAAGAUGGGACGGCCUACACUCUUAUUACGCAGAAGGAGGCACGCUUUGCUGGUGAACUAGUCAACAAUUUGAUUGCUGCUGGUCAAGAUGUUUCUGUCGAAUUGAUGGAUCUGGCUAUGAAGGAUGCAAGGUUCAGGUCCAAACGUGAUCAAAGAAAAGGUUCAGGUAUGUGUACGCUUGUCAACUCAGCUUUCCGAUAUUUGUUCUUAACCAUAGAAAAUAUUUUCUCAGGAGGUAAAAAAGGUGGAGGAAGAGGAAAAGGAGGUGGUGGCGGUGGUAGCAGGCGAGGUGUUCGUGGUGUUGAUUACGGCCUUGGAAUCGGUUAUAAACCCGAGGAGUCAAAUGCAACAUCUCAGCCAGCUCCAGGUAGAUCUGCUGCUGUUAAUUCGCUGAGGACUGGGAUGAUGCAACAGUUCAAAUGCAAUUUUGUUGCUGCCGCUUCGAGUUCUCAGAGCAAUAAUAGAACCCCAAGCGGUAGUGCUCCCAGCGCAAGACCCGUUCUACGAGGUUUUGUUUCUGGUGGUACGAUGGUGGAGAGGCAGCAUAUAAAACACAACCGGUCGCUCCUUUAA